Molecule: messenger RNA, 1431 nt
Organism: Closterium sp. NIES-67
Lineage: Eukaryota; Viridiplantae; Streptophyta; Zygnematophyceae; Desmidiales; Closteriaceae
Source: the annotation of a GenBank genome assembly
CUUCACUGCUUUCCCCUCCUCUCCACUCCAUCACCAGCCAAGCCUUGACGGCAACACCAGCAGAAUCUAGCAGCUAGCAACACGCCAUUCCACAACAACUGGCUUGGCUGCUGCUGUCAGUCAUCCGGUUCGCCCGUCGACGUGCGUUCCUCGCGGCGUCUGCACGGACACUUGUCGUUUUUUUACGGAGGGGGAAACCAGCUGUUCGUUCAAAUCCAGUCGGCUGCUGAUCGCUUCCUCACUUCUAAUCGCGGAAACGGCCUUCUUGCGAGCAGUGCUCGCAGGCCGCACGGAAAAUGGAGACGUCGUCCGUGCGAUCGCCGUCCAUGUCGCUUAAGCUCGUCGCAUGGGCGCUGCUUUUCGCAACGCUCGUCUCGUCAGGAGGCUCGCAGACCUCCAGCACCGGCACGACCGACCCUUGCCCCAACUCCAACGAGUGUCCGAGCAAGAAGGGUUGCUUCGCCAAGGGCGACUACUGCGACGGCGUGAAGAACUGCGCCGACGGCAGCGACGAGUGGCCGUGGAUCUGCAACUUCGACAUGGACUGCGGCAAGCUCAACGCCUCGCACGUGCUCUGCCCAGACGCCCCCAGCGUUUGCAUCCUGCCCAACCAAUUCUGCAACGGCAAAACCGAGUGCCCGGAGUCCCUGGACGAAGACCCCCGGUUCUGCGCGAAUUUCACCUGCCCGAGGAACAACAUUCGCUGCCCGGGGCUCAACAUGUGCAAGCCCAACGGUACGCUGUGCAACGCGGUGGCGGACUGCCCUGCGAAGACAGCUGGCGGCGUGGCAGUGGACGAGGACCCGGCCUUCUGCCGGCCGUACGUUUGCCCCAAGGGCUUCUCCAAGUGCAGCAACAAGCUGCAGUGCGUCGACGAUGCGCUCUGGUGUAAUGGCGUUGCAGAUUGUAAAGAUGGCAGUGACGAGGUGGGCUGCGAUAAGAGGAACUGCACUAAGGGGUUCCGAAAGUGCAGGGAUCAGCUACAGUGCGCCUUGAAGGUCAACUGGUGCAACAAAGUGGCUGAUUGCAAAGAUGGAAGUGACGAGGACAGAUGUGACACUCCCCCAGCGCCCCCCAAGGCCCCUUCCACAGCUCCUCCCAAGGCCCCACCCACAGCUCCCCCCAAAGCCCCACCCAAGACCCCCCCCAAGGCCCCACCUAAGACUACACCUAAGGCCCCACCUAAGAGCUCUCCGAGGAGGCCACCCCCGCCCAGAUCGUCAAAGAGGCCUCCAGUUAAAGCACCCCCCAAGUCCGCCCCCAAAUCUCCCCCGAAGCCACCUGCCAAAGGAAAUGGCAUGCAAAUCAGGAUUACAUGGUAGAAGGUGGAUGGUUUUUGUUGAAAGCAAUGUUAAUAGUAUGGCUUUUCUCAUACUAGGUGAUUGUUUUGGUUUUUAUUAUUUUUAUAGCGAAUGAAAUUCCUGAAGUCUC